This is a messenger RNA of Trichoplusia ni (cabbage looper), 2928 nucleotides long. RefSeq names its product amyloid protein-binding protein 2 (gene Pat1). Gene Ontology annotation, biological process: intracellular protein transport. The transcript is spliced from 13 exons. The coding region runs from base 35 to 1966 and encodes 643 amino acids. Lineage: Eukaryota; Metazoa; Arthropoda; Insecta; Lepidoptera; Noctuidae. The record is from RefSeq and is a predicted model, not a curated record. Gene Ontology annotation, molecular function: protein binding.
GUCAGUGCUUACUAGUGUCAAAUCGGCUAGCAAAAUGGAGCAAGAAAUUCUCAUUUAUCUCGCCAAAAUGGCUGACGCGUACUCGUCGGCUAUGCGCGGAAAAAAAAUACCCGACAAUUUGUACGAGCUGUGCUUGACGAAUUUAGUGAACUACUUGCAAAAAUCAAAGUGCGAUAGAAAUGUGCUCACAGGGUUACCGGACAGCGUCCUCAUGGAUGUGUAUUACAAGAUGCUGCAGGAGAAGCGGCUCUGCAUCCUGGGCGCGGAGCUGUCGGAGCUGGACAUCUUCGAGCGGCUGAUGCGGUUCACCGGCUCCCAGCUCAGGCUACUGCAGUGCUUCCAGGCGGUCAUAGAGCACGGCUCGAAGCUGUCGACGGAGCUGGCCACCAGCUACCUGAACAAGUGCGACUGCGGCGCGCGCUCACAGGACUCACUCAUACAUCUUGGAUUAAGACUUGGUGGUUUCCUGAACGAGGCGGGAUGGUACGCGGACGCGCAGCGCGUGCUGCUGCGGUGCCGCGACCUCUGCCAGGCGCAGCCGCAGACCACGCACUACAAGAGGCUCACAUUAGAAUGUUGUCAUAGGUUAUUAAAUACACAGUCAGCGUACUGCUGCUUCCCGGCGGCGGCGGAGACAUACGCCUUAGCCCUGAAGCUGCUCGGCGUGCCCGAUGACGUCACGGAGGACCUGCCCGACGGGCCCUUCGCGAUCGGGGAGACCUGUGAUAAGGCGGUGCAGACUGAUGACGAUGACACUAUUUAUGACAGUUCGGGCGAGCCGUGUGCGGGUUGCGGCGGGUGCGGCGCGGCCGCGGCGUGGGGCGGGCGCGGGCUGUGCGCGCGCGUGUGCAAGGAGUUCUCCGCGCUGUUCUUCGUGCGCUGCGACUACUCCGCCGCCUACGCCUGGGCCAUGCGCGCGCUCAAGCUGCUCACACCGCACACGCCGCCCAAGAUCACCAUCGAGGUGCUCCGCGCGUGCGGCAAGGCGUGCGUGGUGAAGCGGCGCUUCUCCGCGGCGGGCGUGCUGGUGCGGCAGGCCGUGGCGCUGGCGCGGCGCGAGGCGGGCGCGCGACACCCGCGCUACGCCGCCGCGCUGCUCGACCUCGGCUUCUACCUGCUCAACAUCGACUCCAUCGUGCACAGCGUCGCCGUCUAUGAGGAGGCCCUGUGCACCCUCCGGCGCGUGUACGGGCGCAGCAGCCUGCACGUGGCCACCGCGCAGGAGGACCUCGCCUACGCGCUCUACGUGCUGGAGUACUCCUCCGGCAGGUUCUACAAGGCCAGGGAACACGCUGAGCGGGCCAUACGGAUCAUAGAGAACUUAGUCCCUCCCGACCACUUGCUGCUGGCGUCGGCGAAGCGCGUGAAGGCGCUCAUCCUUGAAGAGAUCGCACUCGACACGCCCGCCGGACAAGACCUGAGCGCCCCGACGUUACUGGAAGAGUCGGAGGCCCUGCACAAGGCCGCGCUUGCGCUGUCCAUGAUGGCGUUCGGCGAGAAGAACGUGCAGACUGCCAAACACUACGGGAACCUCGGCCGCCUCUACCAGAGCAUGCAGAAGUUCCAGGACGCCGAGACGAUGCACCUGAAGGCGAUCGCGAUUAAGGAGGAGCUCCUCGGGCCCGAGGACUACGAGGUGGGGCUCAGCAUCGGGCACCUCGCCUCGCUCUACAACUACCACAUGAACAUGCACUGCGCCGCCGAGAAACUCUACCUCAGAUCUAUAUCCAUCAGUCUAAAGUUAUUCGGCGAGCGCUACUCGGGGCUGGAGUACGACUACCGCGGGCUGGUGCAUGUGUUCACGCAGCUCAAGCGACACGACCGCGCCAACCACUACAACAGGCUGCUGCAGCAUUGGCAGGAGCUGCGCGAGCAGUCGAAGGCGGAGCAGCAGCCGGCGCUGGGCGACGAGCAGGUGUUGCCGCUGGACGAGCUGCUCGCCAAGCUGCUGGCGCCCAACGACUGAGCGGGCCCUGCGCUGCUCUGUACAGACGUGGGCAGGGACACCCCAGGCCCGGCCACAGGACCGCGGCUCACUGUGUAACGCCAAAGGCUAUAAGCUAAGUCAUAAAUUUAAAACGGGUCGUAUGUAAUUCGGCCUAAUUAUUUGUCUGUAAAUGCGUUAUAAAUGAGCUUAGUGUGUGCCGGCCUUAACUACGGAUCAUGAAAUGUAAAGACACGGUACAGCCAGCGUCGAACGUAUCGCGACGUUUCAGGAUGAUUAUCCCUGCUGUCAUUCUGAGGAAGAUUUUAUGCCAUUGAGAUAAAGUUUAAUUUAGUUAAUUAGGAAUGUCUGUUGGUCUCGGUGUGUUCGCCGCUGUCUGUACGCUACAAGCUCGAGCGGCGUGUUCCUCAAGACGCACUGGAUUACACUACCAAAAUUAUUUGUUUACAUUUAUCCCCUUCACAUAAUAUAUAUAAUUAUGUAGAAUAAUUUAAAAUCAUAUAAAAUUUGAAUAUAAACAAAGAGGCUUGUAAAAUUAAGUGUUAACAAAUAUUUUUGAUAAUAUAAUGUCAGUAUGUGAUGUUAAUGUGUACGUAUUUGUGUAAAUUUAAUUUGGUUAACGUUGCUUUCGCGUAAAUUAGUUUUAGCGGUUCGUUGUGUGUGUCUGGAUGUGCAAUCUGAUGAAAUUGUAUAUAUUGUUUGUUAUCUGCCGACGUCGCCGGCGCGGCCAGUCACUACACUCCGGGAUUACUGUAUCGCAUAAUAUCUAAAGUCACUGUUAUAAAUAGAUAUUGGAUUCGCUACUACUGAUAAAACCGUUACAUUGUCACUGCCAGUAUAUGCUAAACUGUAAUUGUAAAGUAUCACUUGUUAUAGUACUGUAGGAAAGAGAGACAUAUCUAUAUUCGCUUCGCAGAUAAGACUUAUGUAUAGAAGUUGUAUUUAUUGUCAAGACACAGAUUACAGUAUGAUGUUAGCGCGGA